Messenger RNA from Monomorium pharaonis (pharaoh ant), 2392 nucleotides. RefSeq names its product cytochrome P450 4C1. The coding region runs from base 161 to 1699 and encodes 512 amino acids. Gene Ontology annotation, molecular function: heme binding; oxidoreductase activity, acting on paired donors, with incorporation or reduction of molecular oxygen; iron ion binding. The transcript is spliced from 11 exons. The record is from RefSeq and is a predicted model, not a curated record. NCBI's taxonomy places the organism in Eukaryota, Metazoa, Arthropoda, Insecta, Hymenoptera, Formicidae.
UAUUAUUUAAUAAAAUAAAAUUUAAAUGCAAUAAAAUGUAAAUUGUAAUAAGUGCCAAAGCUGAAAUACUUAAUUUAAUGCUAAAAGUGGCGAUAAAUAUUGAAGUGACAUAGAAAUAUUAACACUUCUGACAUUUGAGACGUGUUCGCAGAUCACGAGAAUGGACUUCAUUUCUUUGGCACUAUGUACUCUUUGCGUUAUUGUGAUUUACGCAGUUUCGUCGAUAGUGUAUCAUGAGUAUGUUCUUCGACAGAAACUUAAAAAUAUUCCCCAAACCGGCGGAUAUCCUUUUAUUGGAUUGACAUUUGAGCAAAUAAGACUGUCGGAGUAUGAACGCAUAAUAUGGUUGAUAAAGUUUAUGGAGAAGUCUAAAGAAGGAAUAUUCGUACAGUGGGUUGGAAGAACACCUUUUGUUGUCGUGUACAAACCAGAAUAUUUAGAGGUUAUUCUUUCAAGCACCGUAAAUAUCACAAAAGGGAUUCCUUAUAAUAUUUUAAAAGAAUGGUUGGGCAACGGACUUUUGACUUCUACAGGAAAACAAUGGUUCCACGAUAGAAAACUCAUUGGGCCAACGUUUCAUUUUAGUAUAUUGGAUCAAUUUGCAGUGGUGCUUUCUGAAAAAGCAGAGAUCUUGACAAAGUGUAUCGAAAGAAAAAUAGAGAAAGAUUCUGGGAAAGCCUUCGAUAUCUUUCCCCUUAUUGUCAAUGUUGCUCUUGAUAUUAUCUGCGAAACAGCAAUGGGUGUAAACUUACAUGCUCAAAAAACCACAACCACAUAUGCAUCAGCAACACAAAUAGCAUCCAAGUCAAUAAUAGACCGAGUACUUCAACCGUGGUACUGGAUUAAUUCGUUGUAUUAUUUAAUGCCUGCAGGGAAGAGGUUCAAAUCAGCCCUUGAUGCAUUGCAUGGAUUUACAACAGAGGUGAUAAGUAAGAGAAAGGCUGAACGACGAUUGCAAAACAAUCUUACAUUAGAAGUUGAAAAUGAGAAUGAUGAAUUUGAUAUAGGUAAUCGGAAAAGGAAAGCGUUCCUAGAUUUAUUAUUAGAUCAGAAUGCGAAAGAUAACGCUCCCUUGACAGAUAAUGAAUUGAGAGCGCAAGUUGACACGUUCAUGUUUGCGGGAUACGACACAACUGCAGUUGCGAUGACUUGGACACUUUUUUUGUUGGGUAAUAAUCUCGAGCAUCAGGAGAAAGUUCACGAAGAACUCGAAGAGAUUUUCGGAGAUUCGGAAAAACCAGCCAGUGUGAAGGAGUUGUCGCAAUUAAAAUAUCUCGACAGAGUUAUAAAGGAAACGCUUCGCAUUUUUCCAAGUGUACUUACACUCACGAGAGAACUGGAAGAAGAUGUAAAAUUGGAUAAAUAUACGAUUCCGAAAGGUGUCAAUGUCGCAGUGUCAAUUAUAUUGGCACAUCGAAACUCGGAGAUUUGGCCUGAGCCAACGAAAUUUGAUCCAGAUCGCUUUCUUCCAGAAAAUUCAAAGCAUAGGAAUCCAUACGCCUACGUUCCGUUCAGCGCUGGACCGAGAAAUUGCUUAGGCCAGAAAUUCGCUCUACUCGAAGGGAAAAUCGUGCUGACUGCAAUUUUCAGAAAGUGGAAGGUGAAAAGCGUGAAAACGAUGGACGCGGUUCAGUACGGCAGCUCUUUUAUUUUGCGACCAAUUGAAGAAUUACCCAUGUAUUUCACGCCGAAGAAAUGAACAAUUUGUCAGUAAAUACAAGCUUUUUAUUUUAAAAAAGCAAAUUUUUAUUUAAAAAAUUUAAUUCAAAGAAUUAUAUAUGCAAAUUUUUUUUAGCAAGUUUUUCUGUGUUAUGUAUUGUAUAUGUAAAUAAUGCACAUAUUCUUGCACCUGUGUGAUUGUGCAAAAUUACUAGAAAUCGCUGAAGUGGAAAAUAAAAAUUGCCGCAGUACCUUAUCGGCGCUCACCGCGCGCCGUGCUAGCAACACCGAGCGCGCUUCAAAAGCAGCGCUCCGCUAAGCCAAGCUUUAAACUGUAACGAUAUUUUUCGUCACUUGAUCUUAUGCUAUCCCAAGAUAAAGUGUGUUAAUAUUUUGCUGUUGCUCAGUUUAACCGUUAUCUUUUCAAACGUUCCGUUGCUCGCAGAUCGCGACUUUUCUUCUAUUAGUAUUCUUGGAUUUUGUGAUUUUUUUUCUUAAAGGAAAAUUACACACUUGGCGCGCCUUUUUUACCUUUUUAAAAUGGUAAUUUAGUUUGAAUAUCAUGCAUUUUGUAGAUUAUAUAUCAUUUUAAUUUGCGAUUUUGUGCUGCAAAGUUCCACGAAUAUUACUUUCAACAAAUUAACUUCUCUCGCGUUCUGUUCCAGACGCGGUAGAAACUGCAUGGAUUAUUGUACACCUUGUGAUUUUAUUAAAGACAAAGUUUUGACUAUAA